GAGUAUUUGCAGACGGCAUCACCACCACAUACAUGGUCCUAAGAACCCGGAAACCCAUGGCCAAUCACAUGGCAUCAUGCCCCUGACAGCCGGGGAAGACGACGCUCUCCCAGCGCUGCCCGAGAUCUCGCCGACCGAUGGCAUCCACUCCCCCAGUCGUCCCCACCCCGCCCGCUUUCUACAUAUCCCGCCGGCCGGCCGAUCACGCACCGCCGCCUGCUCAUGUGCGCGGCGCGAGGCUCGAGCCGCCCAAAAAGAGAGCCCGAGCCAAGCAACCCAUAGAUUAUUUUUUUCUUUUCCCACCAAGUGUUGGGGAUCGACAAGCUUGUACUCUCUGGUAGUAGCUUGCAUUGGCAGCUCUGCGCCACCAUGGCAGUGCGAGUGCUUCCGCCUCCGGUGUUCUUGCUAGCUCUGCUGCUGGCGCUGGUUGCUUCGGUCGCCCAUGGCGGCGACGGCAAGCUCAGGGUUGGGUUCUACAAGGAUUCGUGCCCGGACGCCGAGGCGAUCGUCCGCAGGAUCGUCGCCAGGGCCGUCCGCGAGGAUCCCACGGCCAACGCGCCGCUGCUGAGGCUCCACUUCCACGACUGCUUCGUCAGGGGCUGCGAGGGGUCGGUGCUCCUCAACUCCACCAAAGGGAGCACGGCGGAGAAGGACGCCAAGCCCAACCACACGCUGGACGCUUUCGACAUCAUCGACGACAUCAAGGCGGCGCUGGAGAAGGAGUGCCCCGGCAAAGUCUCCUGCGCCGACAUCCUCGCCAUCGCCGCCAGGGACGCCGUCUCGCUGGCUACGAAGGUGGUGACCAAGGGGGAGUGGAGCAAGGACGGCAACCUGUACGAGGUGGAGACCGGCAGGCGGGACGGCCGCGUCUCCAGCGCCAAGGAGGCCGUCAAGAACUUGCCCGACUCCUUCGAUGGAAUCCGGAAGCUCAUCAAGAGGUUUGCAUCCAAGAACCUCAGCCUCAAGGAUCUGGCCGUUCUGUCAGGUGCCCACGCGAUCGGCAAGUCGCACUGCCCGUCGAUCGCCAAGCGGCUGCGCAACUUCACGGCGCACCACGACAGCGACCCGACCCUGGACACGGCGUACGCCGACCGGCUGCGGCGGCGGUGCCGGAGCCCCCGGGACAGGACGACGGAGCUGGAGAUGGUGCCGGGGAGCUCGGAGACCUUCGACGCGGCGUACUACGGCCUCGUCGCCAAGCGGCGGGGCCUCUUCCACUCCGACGAGGCCCUGCUCAGGAACGACGUCACCCGGGGGCUCGUGCUCCGGUACCGGGACUCGGAGGAGACCUUCCUCAGGGACUUCGGGGCGUCCAUGGUGAACAUGGGCAGGGUGGCCGUGCUCACCGGCAGCCAGGGGGAGAUCAGGAAGACGUGCGCCUUUGUCAAUUAGCUACUCCGUUUGCCUGUGCGUUGGUGUGUUUGCUGUAGUUUCGAAAAUCUUCCGUUUUAUACAGAUUUAGGGAUCAUUGUUUAGGUUCUGUGAUGAUUGUGAACGUUUGGGUUGAUGUCAUCUGUAAGCUGUAACUGUGUGACUUUGGUGGAAUGUGAUAACAUGUUCCAUAUUGUGGACACAAGCAGAAGACUAGCUUUGACCCUGCCCGAGAAAGGGAUGCUUGUUUUCCC
Molecule: messenger RNA, 1625 nt
Organism: Panicum virgatum (switchgrass)
Lineage: Eukaryota; Viridiplantae; Streptophyta; Magnoliopsida; Poales; Poaceae
Product: peroxidase 27-like
Exons: 4
Coding region: 370-1392 (340 amino acids)
Biological process (GO): hydrogen peroxide catabolic process; response to oxidative stress
Cellular component (GO): plasmodesma; plant-type cell wall
Molecular function (GO): peroxidase activity; heme binding
Source: RefSeq, a predicted model, not a curated record